GCGCAGGCGGCCGAGCCGAGUCGAGCUUAGCCGUAGCCGAAGAUGGCGGCGUGCGGACGUGUUCAGCUCCUGCUGCUGCUGACGGCCCAGUUCUCUUGCGUGUUUCUCACACUGGGGCUCAGACCGCAGCCGAACGUCAACCUCCAUCCUCCGCUUAUCGCCAUUAACCGGCAGCUUAAAGCCGGAGCCGCCUCGUCGGUGUCUCAGCCCCGGAGAGCCAGCGGCUGGAGGCUGGCCGAAGAGGAGGCCUGCCGGGAGGACGUGAGCCGGCACUGCCCCAAACACACCUGGAACAAUAACCUAGCCGUGCUGGAGUGCCUGCAGGACACGAAGGAGGAAAUUGACAUUUCCACAGACUGCAACCAUUUGCUGUGGAACUAUAAAUUGAACUUGACUACUGAUCCAAAGUUUGAGUCUGUGGCAGUUGAAGUGUGUAAAAGCACCGUAACAGAGUUUAAAGAAUGUGCAGAUGAGGAGAGAGGUAAAGGCUAUCUGGUGUCCUGCCUGGUGGAUCACCGUGGCAACAUCACGGAGUACCAGUGCCAUCAAUACAUCACAAAGAUGACCAGUAUUGUCUUCAGUGACUACCGACUCAUAUGUGGCUUCAUGGACAAGUGCAGAGAGGACAUCAAUACUCUGCACUGUGGAAGCAUCACUACUGGCGACAAAGACCUGCACUCUCAAGGUGAAGUCAUCGCAUGUCUGGAAAAGGCCUUGGUCAGGGAGGCGGAGCAGCAGGAACAGGCUCACCAAAUCAAAGAUGCCUGCAAGAAGGCCAUCAUGCGAGUGGCUGAGCUCUCCUCUGACGACUUCCACCUGGACCGCUACCUCUACUUUUCCUGUCGUAAUGACCGAGAACGCUUCUGUGAAAAUACCCAAGCUGGAGAAGGCAGGGUCUACAAAUGUCUCUUCAACCACAAAUUUGAGGAAGCAAUGUCUGAAAAGUGCAGAGACGCCCUGACCACAAGGCAAAAGCUGAUUGCUCAGGACUAUAAGGUCAGUUACUCACUGGCCAAAGCUUGCAAGGCUGACCUCCGUAAAUACCGCUGUAACCUGGACACCAACCUGCCCCGAGCAAGAGAAGCUAGGCUUUCAUACCUGCUCCUCUGCCUCGAGUCUGCAGUGCACAGAGGCCGCAUGGUGAGUGGGGAGUGUCAAGGGGAGAUGCUUGACUACAGGCGCAUGCUGAUGGAGGAUUUCUCCCUGAGCCCAGAGAUUGUGCUUCACUGUCGGGGAGAGAUCGAGUCUCACUGCUCUGGUCUGCACCGCAAGGGACGCACACUCCACUGCCUCAUGAGAGUGGGUCGGGGGGACAAGGGCACAAUUGACAGUCUCUGUCAAAAUGCUCUUCAAGCGCUCAUCCAGUCUGCAGACCCUGGGGCUGAUUACCGCAUUGAUCGUGCUCUCAAUGAAGCCUGUGAGUCUGUGAUCCAGACAGCCUGCAAACACAUCCGCAACGGAGACCCUAUGAUCCUCUCGUGCCUCAUGGAACACCUCUACACAGAGAAAAUGGUAGAAGACUGUGAGCACCGGCUGCUGGAGCUGCAGUAUUUUAUCUCCAGAGACUGGAAGCUGGAUCCUAUCUUGUAUCGAAAGUGCCAGAAUGAUGCUUCCCGGCUCUGCCACACACACGGCUGGAAUGAGACCAGCGAGUUGAUGCCUCCUGGUGCUGUGUUCUCCUGCCUCUAUCGCCAUGCCUACCGCACAGAGGAACAGGGCACACGACAUGAUCCAGAGCAGUAUCUUACAAGGGACUGCAAGGUUGAAGUCCAGCGGAUCCUGCACCAGAGAGCUCUGGAUGUGAAGCUGGACCCAGAACUCCAGAAACGCUGUAUGACUGACCUGGGCAAGUGGUGCAGUGAGAAGACAGAAACUGGCCAGGAGUUGGAGUGUCUGCAGGACCAUCUAGAGGACUUGGUACAAGACUGCAGAGAUGUGGUGGGCAACCUGACAGAGUUAGAGUCUGAGGACAUCCAGAUAGAAGCACUGUUGAUCCGAGCCUGUGAGCCAGUUAUCCAGUCCCACUGCCACGAUGUGGCUGAUAAUCAGAUAGACACGGGAGAUCUGAUGGAAUGCUUGGUGCAGAACAAACAUCAAAAAGAGAUGAAUGACAAGUGUGCUGUGGGAGUUACACACUUCCAGCUGAUUCAAAUGAAAGACUUUCGCUUCUCAUAUAAAUUCAAGAUGGCCUGCAAAGAGGACGUCCUCAAACUGUGCCCUAACAUAAAGAAGAAGGUGGAUGUGGUGAUCUGUUUGAGUACCACAGUAAGGAAUGACACUUUGCAGGAUGUGAAGGAGCAGCGUGUGUCCCUGAAGUGUCGCAAGCAGCUCCGAGUAGAAGAGCUGGAAAUGUCAGAGGACAUUCGUUUGGAGCCUGAGCUGCAUGACUUGUGCAAGAAAGACAUCAGCAGGUGGUGCUCUGCUGUUAUGUUUGGCAAUGCUCAGGUCAUUGAGUGUCUGAAGGAUAAUAAGCAGCACCUGACUCACCCAUGCCAUCAGAAGGUCUUUAAGCUACAGGAGACAGAGAUGAUGGACCCUGAGCUGGACUAUCAGCUAAUGAGAGUGUGCAAACAGAUGAUAAAGCGUUUUUGUGCCGAGUCUGAUGCCAAGAAUAUGCUGCACUGCCUGAAACAGAACAAGAACAGUGAACUGAUGGACCCCAAAUGCAAGCAGAUGAUCACCAAGAGACAGAUCACUCAGAGCACAGACUAUAGGCUUAAUCCAGUGCUACGGAAGGCCUGCAAAGCAGACAUUCCUAAAUUUUGUCAGAACAUUCUCAACAAGGCCAGUGAUGACCAUGAACUAGAGGGCCAGGUCAUAUCCUGCCUGAAGCUUAAAUACGCUGACCAGCGACUGUCUACGGACUGCGAGGACCAGAUCAGGGUGAUCCUUCAGGAAUCGGCCCUUGACUACAGGCUUGACCCUCAGCUUCAGGUUCACUGCUCUGCGGAGAUUACAAACUUGUGUGCUGAGGAAGCUGCUGCACAGGAGCAGACAGGCCAGGUGGAGGAGUGUCUGAAGAAUAACCUACUGAAGCUCAAAAAUGAGCCCUGCAAGAAGGAAGUUUUAAACAUGCUCAAAGAAAGCAAAGCAGACAUUUUUGUGGAUCCUGUGUUGCACACAGCCUGUGCCUUGGACCUGAAACACCACUGUGCAGCCAUCACCCCUGGUCGAGGCAGACAGAUGUCUUGUUUGAUAGAGGCUCUGCAGGAUAAACGAGUGAGACUGCAGCCAGAGUGUAAGAAAAGACUGCAAGACCGUAUAGAGAUGUGGGGCUAUGCAGCCAAGGUAGCUCCAGCUGAAGGCUUCGCAGACCUGGCUGUACAAGUGAUGACUUCACCUUCAAAGAAUUACAUUCUGUUAAUGAUCGCACUGGCUGUUUGUGUCCUUUUCCUAGUGGGCUUGCUCUGUGGCCGCAUAACUAAACGUGUGACCAGGGAACUGAAGGAUAGGUAGAGCAUGGACCUGGGCUGAUGCAUCGCAGACAUUCUAAGAAAGCCUAGACCCUCUUUCCAUCCAUCCACUGCUCUAACCCUGGCCCCAGUGCCCUCCCUGGUCAUAUCGGACUGUGGAUGCUAUAAGUAAAGUUCCGGUGGGCCAGUGCCAUGUUGGAACCUCAUUCCUCCACACCAUAUCCCCUGCCGAAAAUGUCCCAGAAUCCAAAUAGCAAAGACAAAGCUGAGUCCUGAGAGAGGCUCAGGAGCAUUCUGGGACAUUAAUCUCUUUUUUUUUUUGUUUUUCUUUUUUUCUAAUCUUAAUUGGUUUAUUGAUUUGCUUGUUUCAGCUGCUGUGCAAACCACACAUUUGCCAUUUUAGGUGAUCUGCUUUUGUGAAACACUUUCUUCACUUUCAUGGCAUAUCCAGACAGGUUUUUUUUCUGGACUUCAGUUAUAUUUGAGUUCUGAUAUAAUGCACAUAGGCAGGGGUUUAUUGUAAAGCACAGCCAUCCAGCACCACUCCAUAAAGUAUGGUUUACAUGGGUCAUCCCUACACAGUCUAUUCCAAAUCACUGAGGCUCAACACCACAGGGUGAUUUUAGAGAUGUGUCUCAGUAUUUUGUGUGUAAAUGGUAACUAAAAAGGGAAAAAUGUACAUUUGUAACAGUCAAAGUUGGCACUUAUAUUUCCUUUAACUUUUCACUAACUUUUUAACUGUAGUACAGAUUUGAACCAAGCCAAAUUGGUGAUCCAGACAAGUACCACCUUCAUGUAAAUGUUCUGUCAUGGACUGUUUGUUCCAUCUGUCAGCAGUGUCACUUUUUAACAAGAACCAUUGGUCUUGAGUACAGGUACAGUUAGAAGUAAAAUUUUGGGCACCCCUGUUAAAUAACAUGUUUUGUUGAUUUUCUAAGUUAAAAUAAGUCAUUACAUCCUCUAUAGAGAACAUGCUUCUACACAUUUUAAUGUACAAUUACUUUACUGAAUGUAACAUAGUGGGGGGAAAAACAAAAUGUGACCCAUGGAAAAGUUAUGGCACAUUUUAUUUUUCAUGUGUAAUUUCUUUUCAAAAUGUUGAAGCCUGCAAAUAAAUAGUGUUCAUUAACGUUUGCAGAAAAAUGCCUUAUUUUAGUUCCCUGUAGAGGUUGUUUUAUAUUCAAACUGGAGUGUCCAAACCUUUGCACACAACUGUAUUUAUUUGAGAAUAUGAAGUCUGUAAGAUCUGUAAUAAAUAGGGAAAUUUUGUGGUUUAGAAACUUUGUUUUGGCUCCUCAAUUUUGCUGCUUUACAGUACUAGUUAAACUUAGUCUAAAUCUAUUACAGUUAUUAAAUUAAUGGGAAUCAGAGAAAUAUCUAUCUAUCUGUCCUCUAUAUAUA
Messenger RNA from Colossoma macropomum (tambaqui), 4814 nucleotides. It is a transcript of the gene glg1b, whose product is annotated as golgi glycoprotein 1b. The record is from RefSeq and is a predicted model, not a curated record. Gene Ontology annotation, cellular component: Golgi membrane. The transcript has 27 exons. Gene Ontology annotation, molecular function: fibroblast growth factor binding. NCBI's taxonomy places the organism in Eukaryota, Metazoa, Chordata, Actinopteri, Characiformes, Serrasalmidae. Bases 43 to 3456 code for a protein of 1137 amino acids.